AUGGACCUGGAUCUAUCCAUGGAAGAGAUCCUAAACCUCUCGCUUACAAAGUUGGAAAAGGAAAGUCAACUACAUCAAGAAGAACUUCAAAGCCUUCAUAAAGUUAAACUCGAUUUAGAGGAGAAAGGGGAUGGUAAUGAAGAUACUGUAAUGAUCCACUUGGGAGCUGAGUAUUGGAUGGAGAAGUCAAAGGAUGAUGCCCUACGGUUUCUUGAUCGUCGAAUCAAUAAGUUGCAAAGCACUUUAAAUCUGAUGAGAAAGAACUUGAAGACUGGAGGAGAAACUCUUAAAAAUUUGCAAAGUUUGAUUGAACUCAGCUCAAAAGAGUCGAAAAAUGCAGUUACAGAUGACCUACCGAUAAUGGAUAUUCAAGAGGAAAUUGACGAGGAUGGAAAUGUGAUUAGUGUGACUUUGAAUAAUGAAAAGAUAGAACAAGAAGCUGCUUCAAUUGGGUCAAAUUUGGACGGAAUUCAGUCCUUGCCUCAUGGCGACGCCCAGGACACAAGCAAAACCAAACAGUUGAACAACGAAAAACCAUACGGUGAAGAUAUUGCUACUUCUGAGUUCGAGAGUAUAGAGUCGAAAAACGCAACUAAAGCCACUCGUCAACAAGAGUCGGGGAUGAAUCUGGGCUUCACAGAGGAUCAAGCUCACAAUGAUGAAGUAAACUCACAAAUACAAGAACUUAUCGAUGACAUGGAACUUUUGGACUUUAAGGAACAAAGUAAUAGCCUCCACAAAGUUGUUGAGUUAAUUGAGAAAACAGAUAUCAGUGCCGAGCACAUGGAAGCAUUAAAACUGGUUGUUAACAGUGGUUCAAAUGGAGAAAGCAGAGGUGCAAAUUCAACUCAACAAGGACAGCAAGAUCAUCAAAAGCAUCAAGGCCAACAUGAAAAACCAGAACAACAAGAACAACAAGAGCAACAACAUUUACAAGGACAUCAAGAACAAGAAGGACAACAACAACAAUCCCGCAGAGGGUUAGAAAAUCAGCAAAUCUAUGAGUUAGAAUUGAUUGCAAGCGAGUUUGAAGAGAAUGAUGGCUCAAUUGAAGACGAGGAGUUGGAAUUCGACUUUGACAGUGCUGACGAAAAUAUGACCACGAGCGAAGAGGAAGACCCAGCAGAUGAUUUAUUGUACAACGGAGGUUUUUCUCUUUUGCCUAAAGAUUCUGUCCUACAAAACCGCCUUUGGGCAGAUAUCCAGUCUCUAAGAGAACAAGGACGGGAUGCUCAUGAGCACGAAUUUCAAAACAAAGAGACUCUAAUUAAAGAGAUUUCAAACAAAGAGAUUCAAAGCACUAAAGUACCUAAAUCUGUACGCUUCAGCGAGAAGCUUGAUAUCAGGGAGAUCGAAGAUGUCAGCGAAUCCUUAGCAAAGGUGGAACAUCAUAAACAGUCCAUUCUGAAAUUCAAGGAGAAUAGAAUUCUUGCUGCAUCUAAUUCUGAGGUCAAACGUAAUAACACAGACAAAGCCAUUUUUGAGACAAGCUACAAUGCUAUACCGCCAUCUGAGAUUAAAUCUAUUCAUUCAGGCGAACAUGAGGAAAUCACUGUCACUCAAGAUAUCUUUGAACGCGAAGGUCCCGUGUCUGAUGUCGUAAUUGAGCAUGAAAGCCCUGUGGCUGAUCUUGUGGUUGAGCAUGAAAGCCCUGUGGCUGAUCUUGUGGUUGAGCAUGAAAGCCCUGUGGCUGAUCUUGUGGUUGAGCAUGAAAGCCCUAUGGUUGAUCCUGUGGUUGAGCGUGAAAGCCCUAUGGUUCAUCUUGUGGUUGAGCGUGAAAACCCUAUGGUUGACACAAUUUUUGAGCGCGAUAAUGUCGUGAAUGAUAAUGCCAUAGAACAUGAAAGGUCAAUGACAGAAGGUAUUGCAGAAUGCAGUGAUACCGCAACGGAAAAGGAAUUGUUAGAAACAGAGGGCUGUACCGUGAACGAGAGUGGCUCUUCGGAAAAGGUCUCAUUCAUCAAAGACAUAGCUUCUGCUGAUGGGGGUCAGGGCACUUUCAAUAGAAGAGAAGCAGGUAGCAUCGAAGGUGAUGAGCAGGAAUUUGAGAAUCUCAGAAGCAAAUUAAUAAAGGACGAAAGGAAGCAAAAGAGAUCGAAGUUUAAACAAAUGAUGAUACAGAAUCCGUCAAGACAGUUCAAGCCCCUAAAUGAUGUCGAGAUAAUCAAACCACCUCAAGAAAUACGUCUGUCCGAAGAGACACGAGAUGAUAUUAUGAAGACCAUCAACUCAAUACAAAACAUUGAAGAAAGAGAACGGGAUGAAAAUGCCAUUGAAGGAAUGAAUAGUCAUAACACUCAAGUGGAAGAAGAAGUGAGCGUUCAGGAUGAGUCGAACACUAAAAAAGACGUUGAAGUCAAACAAUUGAAUAUUGAUACCAGCCAGUUACAGGAUGAUAUGGAUAGCAUGGUUCAGGCUUAUAAUGUUGGUAUGUUUGAUGAUGAUAUGGAAGUCCUGGGACCAAUAGUAGAUAAAAUAGAAGAUUUUGAGAAAUUGAAUCGAAUUGUUGAGCUGAUGUCCAAAGGAGAAAAGUCCAUGGAAAAUAAACCUUUAAAACCAAAGAAGAAAGAUGCGGAUUCCACCUUUGAUGAGACUUUAAAUGCAAUUGAACCUCAUGGAUAUGGCGUUGAAAGUGAUGAGGACGAUGAUGACCAAAUUUUGAGUGAAUUCAUAGUGGAGAAUGAUGGAGAUUUCUCUGACGAGUCUGUCGAUUUCUUCGGAAACGAUUUAAUCCAACAAUCUGUAAUUGAUGAAGAGGUAGUGGUGAACUAUCAUCGAAUGAGAGAAAGGAUUACAGCGAAUAUCUCAAGUUCCGCAGAUCCAGAGUUGGAGCCAAUUGAUGAUGUUGCAAAGAGUAGCAUCUUCAAAGCCCGAAGAGUUGAAUUGAUGAACAUGAAAACAGGCUUGGAGUAA
Messenger RNA from Clavispora lusitaniae ATCC 42720, 2913 nucleotides. RefSeq lists its product as uncharacterized. Gene Ontology annotation, cellular component: prefoldin complex; cytoplasm. Gene Ontology annotation, biological process: protein folding; RNA polymerase I assembly; RNA polymerase II core complex assembly. Lineage: Eukaryota; Fungi; Ascomycota; Pichiomycetes; Serinales; Metschnikowiaceae. The record is from RefSeq and is a predicted model, not a curated record.